Messenger RNA from Vigna angularis (adzuki bean), 1731 nucleotides. RefSeq lists its product as uncharacterized. The transcript is spliced from 3 exons. The coding region runs from base 1 to 1731 and encodes 576 amino acids. Lineage: Eukaryota; Viridiplantae; Streptophyta; Magnoliopsida; Fabales; Fabaceae. The record is from RefSeq and is a predicted model, not a curated record.
AUGGAGGAAAAUUUCCAAGUUGUUAUCCACCACAGUGGAAAGUUCAUAAAAGAAGGGAAACUUAACUAUGAGGGGGAGAGUACAACUUUGUCGUUUGACCCAGACAUGUGGAACUAUUUCCUUGUAGUGAGUGUGGUGAAAGGGCUAGGUUAUGAUGGGUUUAAGGAGUUGUGGUACUGCGUAGGUGGUGGUUCUGUGUUAGAGAAUAGGUUGGAGCCUUUGUUGGAUGACAUAGGAGCCAUGCACAUGAUUACCUUAGCUAGGCUUAAUGGUGAGGUGCAUCUUUUUGUUGUUCACACAGUUUCUGAACCUGAGGUGAUACAUAUGUUCGAAUAUGUUUCUCAGAAUACAGCUAAAGUAGAAACUGUUCAGGCUGAAUGUGAACAGGAUACUGGGGGUGAAUGUCAACAGGAUGGUGAAACACAAUGUAAGGUGCCUGCCAAUGAAGGUGAGAGAGUUCAAUGUGAUGGUAUGAGUGAAACUGUUAUUGUUUCAGAAGAAAGAUGUGAGGGUCAUCAUGUUGUUGAAGGUGAAAUUGAGUGUGAAGGGGAUGUUAAUGAGGAUGUCAAUGAUGAUGUUAAUGAUGAUUUUAAUGAUGAUGCUGGUGAUGUUCGUAGUUGGAGUUCUAGUGGUGAGGAUGUUAAUCAUGAUGAUGGCAAUGAUUGUAUGGAAGGUCUGGUUGAUGUACAUGUUGACUUUGAUAUAGAAGAGGAGGUAGGAGAUGGAGUUGGUAAUGUUCAAGUUGAUGUGCAAUCUGAUGGAGCAUCAUGGAUUCAGAUGUCUGAUAGUGAUGUUGAUGAUGGAAUAAAUAGUGAUGAUGAUAGAGGUUUGUCUGAUGAUGAAUGGGAAUCCGAGGAAUUAGACAGUGGAGCAGAAAGUGAUGGUAAAGAUGAUGAAGACGAGGGUUAUGGGAAGUUUAAAACAUUCUCUAUGCCUAAGACAAUGCUAGAUCAUAAAUGGGAUCUGGGUACUUAUUUUGCUGACAAGCAAGACUUUGUGGAUGCCAUAAAAACAUACUGGUCACGUUUAAGAUUUAGCAGCACACCUCAAUGUGAUACUUUGGUCAACAACAUGUCCGAGGCUUUUAAUAGUGUUUUGGUGCAUACAAGGUCUAAGCCAAUCAUAAGCAUGUUGGAGGAGAUCCGCCUUUACUUGAUGAAGAGAUGGGCAACUAACAGGAGUAAAAUACAAUCAUUGUCUGGGGACAUUUGUCCUAAAAUCAAGACUAGGCUAAACAAGGAGUCUCAGUUAACUAAACAUUGGAUUCUGUGGAAGUGGGCUAUCACUGGCGUACCAUGUUGCCACUCAUUGGCAGUUAUGAAAUUCCUAAAUCUAGAUGUAGAGGACUUCAUACCAUGUUGCUUUAGGAAGUCAACAUAUGAAGAAAUAUACUCUUCAACUGUAUAUCCAAUAAAUGGUUACAAGAUGUGGGAGAUUACCACACAUGUUGAUGUCCUCCCUCCACCAAAAAGAAUAUUGCCUGAGAGACCAAAGAAGAAGCGAAAGUUGGAGCAAUGGGAGUUGGUCAAGGACGACAAAAGAAUGAGGAAGGGUGGUAUAAAGAAAAGAUGUGGCAUUUGUAAGCAACUGGGCCACAACAGAACUUCUUGCACCAAAUCAACCCAGACACCUGAUGUGAACUCUCACCAAACACAAGAAACUAACCCAUCAACUCAACCAAUGAUGCCAUCAUCAAAUCAAGAUGAAGUUGUAGGUCAAGGGGAUAUAUGA